AAGUUUCUUUCCUAAAUUUGUACAGUCCUUCCUCUUAAGCUUUAAAGGGCAGUUUGGUGAGAUGUAUAUAUCUACCCAUUCGUUUUUAUUCCUAGUAUGGCAUUGGGACUGUAUUUGUAGUGACUUAUUACAAGAAAAUCGUAUCAUGAGGCAAACGGAAGAAAUGGAUCUGUUACUUCCAAACCUGAAACAAAUUUUGACGGGAAUACUUGUUACAGCCAUUGCAGGAGGACUAUUUUAUAUGUUAUGUAGGAAAUGCAAAACUGGAUCCAAAGAAGUCAAAAUAUUGAGUAUUCAUGAUGAUGCAGACAAACUACCCGAUCAUCUGGAAUGCCUUAAAUCUCUUAUCAAACGUGAAAUAAAACGCAAAGUCGAAUGGGAGAAAAAAAUAAAAAAAGGACGGAAAUACUUGCUACCUUGCAACAUUUCAAGUCGGGUAUCUCAUGAUGUUCACCAUGCAUUUAAACAACUAAAUUUACAAGUUACAGAAAAAGGAUUGGAGAAGCAGAUUUUACUUGUUCCCAUGCACAGAACUGAAAGCGAGAAGCCCCAUAUCACGGAAACAAAAAUUGGCGCUGAUGAUUCAGAUCUGAAUAAGUUUAAACGUGUUGAUAUAAUGUAUAAGGGACGCUAUACUGUUGUUAAUGGUACCAGACUUGUUGGAGAAGGCAUUAAAAACUUCUUAGCUAACAGAUAACUUUGUGGUGUUGCUGGUUAAGCCUAUAAUGCAGCUUGCAUUUUUUGAUGGAACCAUAAUAUACUACAGACUUGAACAAUAACAUGGUGCAAAAAAUGAGCUCUGUGAAGUAUAUAUCCAUAAAUCAUUAACAAAUUAUGAACGUAUUUUUACAUCAUUGUUGCUUGAUUUCAUAUACUCAAUGUGUUAAAAAGUAUUGUUUAACAUAUAAAAAUAUUUUUUAUAGUGAUCGUAUAUUUUGCUUGCAGUCAUUUUUCAUCUGUUCAGACUGUAGAAAUUCUAAUUAUCAUAAUUAGAAUAGAAUAUAAUGAAGAAGGUACGGUUUGGGCUUAUUUUUGCCCUUAAAAAACAAUGCUCUUAAAAAGCUAUAAAAAUGCUUGUAACAUAAGUUGAAUAAAUCUUAAAAUGAC
Messenger RNA from Saccostrea cuccullata (small rock oyster), 1107 nucleotides. RefSeq lists its product as uncharacterized. The record is from RefSeq and is a predicted model, not a curated record. The coding region runs from base 62 to 697 and encodes 211 amino acids. Lineage: Eukaryota; Metazoa; Mollusca; Bivalvia; Ostreida; Ostreidae. The transcript is spliced from 5 exons.